Alternaria rosae is the source of this 816-nucleotide messenger RNA. RefSeq lists its product as uncharacterized. The record is from RefSeq and is a predicted model, not a curated record. The coding region runs from base 1 to 816 and encodes 271 amino acids. The transcript is spliced from 3 exons. Lineage: Eukaryota; Fungi; Ascomycota; Dothideomycetes; Pleosporales; Pleosporaceae.
AUGAACCGUCGUCAACCUCCCGAACCACCCAGCUUCUCCGCCAUCCAACAAGGCAACUUCGGCAUCCCGGCUGCAGCUUCUAAAUGGAAUCCCUCCAACAGACUCGCAGCCCGUAUACCGCAUGCACGCUCCUCACCUCUACCCGCACCCCGCGAGCCAGCACCUAGACAGCGAAACCGAUCCAUGUGGUCCCAAGCCCUCAUUCUCUUCAACGUCCUCGGCACACCAUUGUCAUACAGCACAACGCUAGAACACCAUUUCACAACCCUCUUCCCCACGCACUCCCUCCUUUCCCUCGCUUUAAUACCGAGUCUCCAACUCCUCUUCCUCUUCGCGUCGCCGUUGCCAAUCGGUUAUAUAUACCGCUGCAUACUCGACUCCAGUUCCCGACCAUGGGGCUGGAGAGUCUUGUUUGGAGUCGGCAUCAUACUGGCUAUUGCAGCACAGUUCUCGUUGUAUGUGGCGCGGAGUUAUGCCGCUGUGGUAGUGUUGCAAGGACCAGUCCUAGGUACCGCACUGGGGGCUUGUUUUACGAUUAGUAGUCUCGUCCUUGCUGGGCACUACAAAAACGACGUCCCGCUGGUAUCUGUGCAGAGUGGAUUUGCGGGGUUUGCAGGAAGCGUGGUGUAUACCGCCCUAUCGCGAUUCUCCUACCAAAGUAGUGAAGAUGGUAACGGGGCGCGGGUCCAUCUCUACACCGGAGGCGUUAUGGCCGCUACGCUAUUCACCGCAUUCCUCCUCCUCGCGAGACUCGAUCCACGGAAAGAGAAGGAGUGGAUGGAGGGACGUACACUUCAUCUCUCAUCGUACUACUAA